GGCAUUAUGGGGAGAUUAUAAUAGGUAAACGUCUGAUCCAUACUCCAAUCCGGAAGGUGGCGGUAAAGCACCUAUAAGUUGUUUGCCAACCGCCAUAAAAAUAAAAAGAAGAAGAAGAAGAAAAAUUUAAAAAGAAGAAGAAGCAGAAGAUACACGGCGUGUUUAGAUUUUUGCCAACUGCCAAUAAAACAUCAAGAAAAAGAAAAACUGGCGGUGAAGGAGCGUCGAGCUUCACUCAGAGACAAAAUGGCUUCCAGAUCAGAGGAGGAUCUCUGCUGUCCGGUCUGCCAGGACAUCUUUGUUGACCCGGUUGUUCUGUCAUGCAGUCACAGUUUCUGUAAGGAAUGUCUGAAGAACUCCUGGAGAGCAAGACCUGGACGUUCAUGUCCUGUUUGUAGGAAAAGAUCUGACAGAGAAGAUCCUCCAGUUAGUCUGACUCUGAAGAGACUCUGUGAAUCAUUCUUACAGCAAAAAAUCCAAAAUGCUUCAGAGAGUCUCUGCAGUCUGCACUCUGAGAAACUCAAACUCUUCUGUCUGGACCAUCAGCAGCCAGUUUGUCUCGUCUGCAGAGAUUCAGAAAAACACACCAACCACAGAUUCAGGCCUAUUGAUGAAGCUGCUCAGCAACACAAGAAGAAACUUCAGGAAACUCUGAAACCUUUGAAGAAGAAACUGGAGCUGAAGAAGAAAGUUAAAGAAAAGUUUGAUCAGACAGCAGAACACAUGAAGGUCCAGGCCCGACACACAGAGAGGCAGAUUGUUGAGCAGUUUAAGAAGCUUCAUCAGUUUCUAGCAGAGGAAGAGGAGGCCAGGCUGGCUGCACUGAGGGAGGAAAAGGAGCAGAAGAGAGGGAUGAUGAAGGAGAAGAUGGAGGCUCUGAGCAGAGAGAUAGCAGCUCUUUCAGACACAGUCAGAGCCACAGAGGAGGAGCUGAGAGCUGCAGACGUCUCAUUCCUGCACAACUACAAGGUUGCAGUGGAAAGAGUCCAGCGCUGCCCCCUGCUGGAGGAUCCACAGCUGCCCUCAGGAGCUCUGAUAGACCAGGCCAAACAUCUGGGCAACCUGGCCUUCAACAUCUGGAGCAACAUGAAGAACAUGGUGACCUACACUCCUCUGGUUCUGGACCCAAACACGGCUGGGUCAAGACUCUUCCUGUCUGACGAUUUGACCAGUGGGACGUUUGGAGAGAAACAGCAGCUUCCUGAUAAUCCAGAGAGGUUUGGACCAGAGUGGUCCGUCCUCGGCUCUGAGGGCUUUAACUCAGGGAACCACAGCUGGGAUGUCGAUAUUGGAGACAGUCAGUAUUGGUUGCUGGGUGUGUUAGUAGAGUCUGCCCAGAGGAAGGGGAAGAUACAGUCUGGAUUUUGGGUUAUACAGUUCUAUAAAGGUAAAUAUUCAGCACGGAUUACAGCAGCUUGUCUCUCAGAUCUACCAGUCCAGAAGAAAGUCCAGAGGAUCAGAGUGAAUCUGGACUGGGACGGAGGAAAGCUGUCGUUCUCUGAUCUGGAUACUAACACACACAUACACACCUUCACACACACCUUCACUGACAGGAUGUUUCCAUGUUUUGUCUCUGCCAACGUCAAAAUCCUAUCCAUGGAGAUCUCAGUGAAAAAACAGCAUCUCUGUCCAAGUUAAACCUUGAUGAGAUUUAAACUCUGGUUUUAGACAGGAAACUGGAGGUGAUCUGACUGAUCAUCUGGUUGUUUUCAGCUCAGCUUCAGAUCUGCUUCGUAAGCCAGAAACUGAAUGUGACAUAAAGUGGAUGAUGUGAAGCUUAGACUGGCACUGACUCUGCAGGAUCAGUUUGUCUCAUACCAUCACCCAGAAAACAUUUCAAAAUGCUUGGCAAGAAAUCCAAGGGUAAACAUCUAAAAUACAUUCAUCAAGGUUUGAUUAAACGGAGAACUCAAUAUGUCAGAUGCC
Molecule: messenger RNA, 1926 nt
Organism: Xiphophorus hellerii (green swordtail)
Lineage: Eukaryota; Metazoa; Chordata; Actinopteri; Cyprinodontiformes; Poeciliidae
Product: nuclear factor 7, brain-like
Exons: 2
Coding region: 247-1638 (463 amino acids)
Molecular function (GO): zinc ion binding; protein binding
Source: RefSeq, a predicted model, not a curated record